AUGGGGAAUGAAGCGAGUCUAGAAGGAGGAGAGGGGCUACCCGAAGGGCUGGCUCCGGAUGGGAAAGGUGGAUUUGUGCGUGUUCCUGGUGGAGACCCGGUGGACCUGAGCGAACUGAGCGAGGAGCAAAGAAAACAACUAGAAGUCGCGAUGGCGAGAGCGCAGGGCAGGCAGCCUGGAGGAGCAGCACGAAGACCCUCACAAGGUGAUGUCCAACAGCGUUCCCAGGUGGUUGGAGCCUCCAGGGGCUCAGCAGGUCUCAGCAAGAGCCGCACUAUAGAUGCUUUCAACCAGGGUCCAGUUGGGAAGCCUUCCCCCGGCCGCAGUCCGUCAUCCUUAAGCCUUUUUGAGUCACGAUUUCGGCAAGAGCCAAAGAGCUCUGAAAGCAAAUCCUCAGGCAUGUUCGGAUCCAGUUUCCUGAGUGGGGCCAACCCCCUGAGUGCCAUGACCUCCUCAGUUUCCUCUUCUUUAUCCUCAAUGGGUGAUGCCGUCACCAUCCCUAAAUUUGGAAUAUUUGGAGAUGAAGAAGAGGGUGAUACACCAGCCAAAGGCCCUCAACAGCAGGGCCCUAAAGGUCCACAACAAGGAGCACCACAAAAACCUGGCCAGGGACCUCCAGGACAAGGUCCUAAACAAGCUCAGGCUCCCACGGGACAGGGACCUCCAGGACAGGGACCCAAACCUGGGCAGGGACCUCCAGGACAGGGACCCAAGCCUGGACAGGGGCCUCCAGGACAGGGACCCAAGCCUGGACAGGGGCCUCCAGGACAGGGACCCAAGCCUGGACAGGGGCCUCCAGGACAGGGACCCAAGCCCGGACAGGGGUCUCCAGGACAAGGUCCCAAACAAGCCCAGGGACCUCCAGGACAACAGGGCCCCAAAACAGGACCAGGACCCCCAGGCCCAGGGGCUAAACAAGGUGGUCCUCCUCAGCAAAAGGGUGUUGCUCCUUCAUCUCAGGGAGCUGGUCCAAAACAGCAGGGCCCAUCUGGUCCUGGAGGUCAACCUGGACCAGCUAAAAGUGUUGGGCCUGCUGCCCAACAGGGAGCUGGGAAAGAUGUGCCCUGUCCACUGUGUAAGACCACCCAGAUGAAUGUUGGGGCUAAAGAACCACCAAACUAUAACAACUGCACUGAGUGUAAGAACCAGGUGUGCAGCCUGUGUGGCUUCAGUCCUCCAGACUCAGCGGGAAAGGAAUGGCUGUGUCUGAACUGCCAAAUGCAGCGAGCAAUGGGAGGCAUGGACCCCCCAAAUCCCAAACAAGGUUCUGUCCCACCAUCCCCUCAGAAACAGCCUCCUGGGAAACCUGGCAACCUCCUCAUAAAGCAGCAGAGCCACCAGAGCGAGCAGGGCUUGACUCCGCCCACCACCCCCAGGCAAAAAUCCCCUGGUCCAACAUCACCAGGACCAUCACCGGGCUCAUCCAUGUCAGGAUCCCCAAAGAUUGACCCCAAAACUGGAAAGCCUAUCAUGCAGAAGACCAGUCCACAGCAGUCUCCAUCGAAAGCCAAACAGGAGUCUAGUUUCUUUGGUGGAUUUGGUCUUGGAGGUCUAACAGAUUCAGUAAAAUCUUCCACCACUUCUUCACAAUCAGAAUCUGUUACGGGCAAACUGUUUGGUGGAUUUGGUGGUUUGAUGGAAACUUCAAAGCCACAAGCACAAACUGCACCAAAACAGGAUGAGUCUGUAGCGGGGAAGUUAUUUAGCGGUUUUGGUGGGUUGUCCGACUCAUCCUCGAAACCUCCAGCAGCUGCCUCUCAGAUGUUCAGCUUUGGGUCAUCUUUGUUAAGCUCAGCCUCCAAUCUUGUCACUGGAGAGGACAGUAAACCAGCAGAACCCUCUGGAUCUCCUCCACAGUCUCCUGCUGACUCUGGCCCAGGAUCACCUCCUGAUUCUGGCCCCGGUUCACCCCCUGACUCCCCCUUCUCCCCCCCAGGAUCUCCCCCAGACACUGACUCUGCUCCAGAUACUCCUCCCGCUAAACUUACUAAACCAACCAAGUCCAUGUCUGUGGAUAAGGAGGAGACACCUGCUUCAGCUACACCAAAACAAAGCUGUCCUCUUUGCAACAUAGAACUUAAUGUGGGAUCGUCUGACACGCCCAACUACAGUCUCUGCACCGAGUGUAAGAAGACGGUGUGCAACUUAUGUGGAUUCAAUCCCACGCCGCACUUAGGAGAGAAAGAAUGGCUGUGUCUCAACUGUCAGACGCAGAGGGCCAUGUCAGGUCAGCUGGGAGAUGUGCCACCUCCAGCCAUGGAGUCUCCAAAGAAACAACCAUCAGCUCCUGUCCCUGUUGCUCCCACCUCUACCACCCCCCCAGCCCCUGCAAGCCCCCCAAUCCCUGCUGCCCCUGCUUCUGUAGAUAGCCAACCUGUAGUGGAACCAGCUGACUUGAACCCUGCAGCUCCUGAAGCAAAGGUGAAAACAGCAGAGCAAGCUCCUACAGAGAAAGAACCUAUGACUAAAGAAGGCAGCCCCACAAGCUUAUCAGAUCUUACCAAACUAGAGAACACUGUCCUUCCUAUUCUUGAAGCACAACCAAAGCCAGAAGAGAAAACAAGCAUAGACACUCCCAAAACAAGACGUAAACUAGAGGUUCUGCCUAUUAUGCCUGACUCACCAAGUUCUGAGGAAGACCGAGAAAUCCCUGAGCAAAAUGUCAAAGUACCAGAAAAGAAGAAGCUCUUGGUGCCUAUGGACAUUAGGGGUGACUCUCUAGAGGACAGCAGUGAGAGCAUUGGAAAGGAGAGCCCCAUAUCGGGAGAUGAUGAGGACUUUAUUAGAAAACAAAUCAUUGAAAUGAGUGAGAAUGAGGAUGCUUCUCCUACAGACGAGGAAAACCUUAUUCGACAAAAGAUCAAAGAGCAAGAAAAGAUAAGUGAAAAUGUAGAAAAGAGUGCAUCAGGGAGAGCCCGACGUCUUACUAAAAAAGCUACUAUAAGCCCUGAUGAUGAGGAGGAGAAACAUUUAGGGGAUGCACUGAGUAAACCAGCUGAAGAGAGCAAAGAAUCUAAACAAGAAGAAUCUAAACAAGAAGAAAGUGGCACAGCAGUUCGACAAUUUCAGACUAUGGAGCUUAAUACACCGAGUAUGAGAAUAGCUACAUCUGAAGGGGAGGUAGAGAUGGAGUGCCUCACAGACUCACCAGAUGACAGGUCGAAAGGGGAGGGGUCAUCCAGUCUACAUGCAUCCAGUUUCACCCCAGGUACAUCUCCAACAUCCAUGUCUUCAUUUGACGAAGACAGUGACAGCAGCAGUCCCAGUAAUAUGUCUACUGGUGAAGGUAAGCAACAAAGAAAGGCUAAGCACAGACAACCAGGGCAAUUACCGACUAUUGAAGACUCGUCUGAGGAAGAAGAGCUGCGUGAGGAAGAGGAGUUACUCAGGGAACAGGAGAAACAGAAAGGCUCAGGGAAAAAGUCUAAAAAAGACAAAGAAGACAAAAGCAGGAGACGGGAACGGUCAAAAACUCCACCAAGUAACCUGUCGCCGAUUGAGGAUGCAUCGCCAACCGAGGAGCUACGACAGGAGGCUGAAAUGGAAGAGAUAAGGCGGUCUUCUUGUUCUGAUUUCUCCCCCAGUCUUGAAUCUGACCCUGAAGGUUUUGAAAUUCAUGCCUCAAAGAUCGCAGCAGUUCAAAAAUCAUAUAAACUUCCGGUAUCUGCUGACUCUUUAAAUGAAGAUAAAACACAAAAGAAACCACUCAAAUCUGCAGAUGAGGCUUAUGAAGAGAUCAUGUUGAGGGCUAAGUCUCCAACCACUGAUAAAGUUGACAACCAACCAGAGAAAGAAGCACUUUAUGGGGGAAUGCUAAUUGAAGACUAUGCCUAUACUUCCCUUAUUGACAAUUCAACAAAUGAGAGAGAAGAACCUGAUAAAAUGGUUGUUCCGACUCAACCCAAAAAGUUGAGGUCUCCAGAUGAGGUUUACGAAGACAUGUUAAAGAAGCGUAAAGAAUUCCAGAAACUUGAGGAGGAGUAUCAGAAACUGCAACCAAAACAAGAACAACCAAGUCCAACUCCUGAGAUUGUAUUGCAACCUGCUGAGAAUAUCAACAAACCCACUACAGUAACAAUAGGCACAGAUGGAAAGCCUUUGCUGGAUGCUGAUACGGCCUACGAAGAGCUAAUGAAAAAAGUGCUAACCCCAGGAACAAGUCCGACUCAACAAGACCAAGAUGAGGGAACUGGUACAUUUAAGAGGGCACUGCACCCCAUCCCAGAUUUAAAAGUGACUCAGUGUUCUUCAGGAGAGCUGUCUUCAGAUGAUGAGAGUUUGUAUAAGAAAGAGGAAGAGCCAGACACACCCGAACCUCCACCAGUCAGUGAGUCUAGCCCAGUUUCUCCCCCCGAACCAUCUAAAAUCACAGUUACAACCACUCAAGCUGCAGUGGAUUUAUCUGCACUAUCAAGAACCACCCCUAUGAUGGGUAGUGUGGCCCCCUUACCCACAGUCCCCCAAUACACUCCUGGUGUUCAGAGUGUAGUGUCAACCGCCCCACCUGUGCCCCCUAAACCACAUGUCAUGCGAAGAGGCAAUUCUCAAGACAGUGCAGAUAUGCCGAUUGCUCCUCCCCCUACCCCACCAAAACCAACUGUAUUUCCAAGAAAAGCACCAGUUCCUUUGCCACCUCAGGCAUCAACAUCUCCGGUAAUGCCAGAUGAUUCAGUUGCAAUGACCGCAGUUCAAGGAUCGCCCUCAAGGCAGCCAACAGUUACACCAACAUACAAAGCUCAUGUACCUCCACCUGUUCCUCCUAAACCAUGCAUACCUUCUGGAAUGAGUGAAGGACCAAGAGUAGCACAUGGUGUCAAACCACCAAUUGCACCAAAACCAGGAUCACAUCCAACUUCUCCAGCCCAUGUCCCUCAUCCUCCAAGACCGACAAUGCUACCCACUGGUCCUGCUGAAAUAGCUCUUAAUCUGAGCCCCACUUCUGAGCAAAAGCAAUUUCAACCAUCGCCAAGAUCUCCCCCAUCUCCAAGAUAUGCCAGUAAUCUUCGUGACACAUAUGUGGUUAUAACACUGCCAUCUCAGCCAAGCUCUCCAGUAGAAACCAUUUCGACCCAAGCACCUUCCAGUCCUGGUCCAGCAUCUCCCUUGCACCAAGCACCGCCCCAAAAUUAUUCCCAGCCACAAACACAACAACAGGGCUAUCCACCGCAUGAAGUUCCACCUCAUCCUCCAAGAGUACCUUUAGCUUACACACGAGUCACAGAAUCUAUUGAAAGUCAAGAAAUCUGCAGCCCAGAGAAACAUGUGUCAAGUUCAUGUCAUAUAAUUGAGGCAAUAUCUGCUUCAGCUCAGCCACCUGUGGUAACUCCAAAUCUGAUCUCCCAAGUUGUUACCACUGAAGUCCAAAGAACAACAGUCUCAGUUGUUCAUGAGAGGGCAGCCCCACCAGUGCCAGCCCCGAGGGCAAACGGUGUCCCUCUGGAUAAGUCUAAGCCACAGAUACCCCCACAGACAACUCAGACUGUCCAACCUUGUGAAGUUGUGGAUCUAAGAACAAUGAAAGUCGAUCAACAAUCAACCAUGAAUGGCGUUGACCUGUCCUCUGGCCCUGACUCAAGACGCCAGUCGUACGUAACGGAUGCCAGUCGUCAGAACAGUGCUGUACAGUCUCCUGUUGUCAACCUCAGUGCAGAAUCCUCCACUGUUUCCAUAACGACAGACAGCAUCACCAUUGUCACAUGUGCUGCCACGAUUCAAAGAUGGGACAGUGCAGACACUACAACAACCUCCUCAGUGCCACUUCAAUUGACAAAGAACAAAUCAUUUGAACCUGUUUCUCAAAUUAUCUAUCGACCAGUUGAUUCACAGCCCCCCGUUCAAACUGGAACAGAAAUUCCAAUAAAUCUGUCAGUUGGAUCAGGUGCAGGUACAUAUCAGAGUGCUCCUAUAACUACAGUACCCCCAUGUGCUUCAAGUUGUGCUGCCAAUGGCCUCACUACAGGCACAGCGACAGUGGCUGGAGCUGUUGACCUAAGCACAGCUAAACCAUUCAGCACAAUGGUGUCAGUGGAUGGGGCCUCCUCUGAAGUUGUCACAGCAGUAAUCACAGAUGAUGAUGGCAAACCAGUGGAUUUAACUGCAGGGAAACGAGCUGUGUGCUGUGAUGUUGUGUAUAAUCUCCCAUUUGCAGGAAGUUGUACGAGUCAGCAGCCCACCACACCUCUGCCUGAAGAUCGCUUUGGAUAUCGUGAUGACCAUUAUCAGUAUGACCGAACCCCAUAUGGAAUGAGAGGGUUUGGAGGAAUUAAACCUUCAAUGUCAGACACCAAUCUGGCCGAGGCUGGGCUCUUUUUUUAUAAGAGUAAGAAUAGUUACAACUUCAGUGGCACUACAGAUGGUGCAGUAGAUCUUACUUCAGCUAAAAUUUCUGAUGCAGGUGAAGCUGUUGACUACUCCAAAAAAGGAAUGUAUGCAGGCAUGACAAUACCACCAUACUCUGAUGCAAGAGCCACAAGUGCAGUUGGUACAGCUCUCGGUACAACUAAUGUUCUGAGGUCAUCAAAUGGAAUAGUCUAUUCCUCUGUGGGAUCACCUAACCCUUCCACAUAUGCCAUCACUACUCAGCCAGGGUCCAUAUUUAGUACUACCUAUAACAACCAGUCUGGUAUGCACACAAGUGACACCAUGCCUUCACUCUCCAACCUCCAGAACAUGCCACUAACCAGAUCACACAGUUUCCUCUCUACCAUAUCCACAACAGACGCAGAGGUCCCACUUAAUCUUGAGCUGUCCAGAGCAGGUACCACGGGCAUAGAGAGUAUCACCACAGCUUCACUGUCUUUGGACACUUACACUGAUGCAUCCCUAGAGGCCAUUGCUGCCUCUCUGGAAGCUCUGUCCUCCCCCAUGGUCGCUGGAGAUGGACAGUAUCAGGCAGAGCGCGAAAGACUAGAGAUGGAGAAACUCAAACAACAACGUCUGGCCGAGGAACUUGAAAAGGAGCGUCAGGAGAUUCAGCGCUUCAGGGAACAUGAACAACUCCUAGUGCAGAAAGAACUGGAGGAGUUGCAGGCCAUGAAACAACAGAUUUUGAAUCAGCAAGAGGAGGAACGGCAAGCUCAUUUAUUAAUGCAAAAAGAGACAUAUGCCCAACAACAGCAGCAACUAGAACAAAUUCAGAGGCUUCAAGAGCAGCUUCGUAUGCAGCUAGAGGAGCAAAAGCUUAGACAGAUGUAUCCAGGUGAUGUUACUGGUCAUGGUGUACAGGAGGCAGUAGUCCUGGGGCCAGAUGGCACAGUGCUAGCCCGUAAGAUUACAGACAGUGGAUGUCAGACAGAUGAAGAGGAUGAGACUAUUAGCAAUGCAUACACAGCAAGAAAGAAGAAGAAUGCUAAAAAGAGUGUGGAUAGCUGUGUGCAGACAGAUGAUGAGGAUCAAGAAGAGUGGGAGGAGAACAGGAAUCGGAGGCCACGCACUGCCAGAGGAGAUAGGAGUUCACAGUCAGAGGUAUCUCACCAAGUCCACACUGAAAUCUCUAUACAAACUGAUACAGAAGGCAAUAUUAGAAUGGAAUCCAGAUUGGAGUUAUCUGACUCUGAGCGAACCUCACCAAAGAAACGUCCCUCUCCAUUAGAAAUAGGCCAAUCUGCAAACCUCAAAGCUGACCCCUCCACUUUGCAACCCCCCAAAUCCCCCAAAGUGCUAUACUCUCCCCUAUCCCCCUGCAUAUCCCCUAGUAAAUCUCUUGAGUUUGUAUCCCUGGGUGGUACAAGCCCCCAAAAACUAAGUCCAAGGGGAAAAUCCAUGCAGAGAUCCCUGUCUGAUCCUAAGCCCAUGAGUCCAACAGCAGAGGAGAGGGCAACAUCUGGCACCCAGUAUGGUGAUAGCUAUUCUGGCAAAGCCAGUACCCCCACAGGCACUCAGAAGAAGGUGAAGAGGACACUGCCUAAUCCUCCAUCAGAGGAGGAGUCCACAACUACCACUGCCACUACUACAACUGGACAGACAGCAUACAGCACUAACUCAGCAAGGAGACGUAUGUGUCGCAACUCAAAUAUGGCACGGGCCAAAAUCCUCCAAGAUAUUGACAGGGAAUUAGACAUGGUAGAGAGAGAAUCUUCAAAACUUCGUAAACGCCAAGCUGAAUUAGAUGAGGAGGAGAAAGAGAUUGAUGCCAAGCUUAGGUACCUAGAAAUGGGCAUCAACCGAAGAAAGGAUGCUCUACUAAAGGAAAGAGACAAGAGGGAGAGGGCAUAUUUACAAAGUGUUGCAGAUGAACGUGACUACAUGUCUGACAGCGAAGUUAGUCAUAUACGUGAGACUAGAAGUGUCAUCGGUGCAGUGGAGGAUGAAGAAAUUGAAGUACACGGUUUAGAACGUCCCAGAACUGCCCCUCAGUCUGAGCUAGAUGACUUUGGUAAUGCUCAAACCAAAGGUGACUAUGAUAAAUACUCUCAGUAUCCAUAUUCACAAAGCCAGUACCAGUCCCUAUACCAGACACCUCAGUCAUACCAGUCCCCUUCUAUCUACUCCUCUGUGCCAUCGCUAACUAGCUCACAACAGCAGAGCUAUCAUCAGAUGCUGCUUCUCCAACAGAAAGCCGCUCGACAGGCUGCUCUCCUCUCUGAACUUGAUGCGACUAAAUAUGAUGUCAUUAGUCGGCAGCCUGAUCCCACCUCAUCAGCUUACCUAGGGGUCAAGUACGACAAAUACGGAAACCAUCUUGACCUCAGAGCCCUUGAUGUGGGAAGUAUAGCGAGCACACCCAUGUCAGCUGUGUCUGAUUCCUACUACCCAGACGUGGAUCACCAUACACCUCGUAGUUAUAUGCUGUUGGAAGAUGCUGCAGAAAUAGCUAAGGGGUCCACUGGUCUGUCGUCAUCUUAUAGUCUGGCAGAGAGAGAACUUGCUAAAGCAGAAAAGUUGCUUAGAAGGAGUGCUGCUGAUUUGGGGUCUACAGAUUAUCUGGGUUCAACCUCCAGGCUACACACAUAUGGUAAAACACCUGACGAGGAGGAUACAAUGGAGGAACCCUAUGAGCUAAAACUUCUUAAACAACAGCUAAAGCAGGAGUUCAGAAGAAGUACAGGUGGCACUGAAAGCCUUGAGCAGUUAUCAGGGAUGUCUCAGCAUUAUUAUACCCCCACAACAGGCCUAUCCAGUUACUCCCAAAGGCAAUAUCCUAAAACAGAUAAGUACAGCAUUAGCAGGCUAACUCUGGAGAAGCAAGCAGCCAAACAACUUCCAGCUUCUAUGUUGUACCAAAAACACAAGACACCACUGAUAGAUCCUAAGAUAUCUUCAAAAUAUUCUUCCAUAGGCGACAGGGGGCUAGAGUCAGAGUAUACUAGUUAUAUAGGCUCCAGUGGGUCACCUAGAACAAGUCGACUUAUGCAAGACGAGAUCACAUUUGGUCUUAGGAAGAACAUUGCAGAGCAGCAGAAGUACUUGGGGUCUAACCUGGGGGCUAAUCUAGCUGGAUCUUUAAAUUUAGGUCAGAGCUUAGGUUUAGACUCUGCCUAUCCCAGUGGUAGCCGCUCAAGACCUCCAUCCAGACCUACAUCUUGCUAUGGGCUUGACCUAUCAAUCAAAAGAGACCCAUCAAGCUCUUCUCUGAGACUUAAAGGGGAUGGAGAAUCAGGCGAUGGUUCCAGUUAUCAAACACCAUCCGGUCGCACCAAACCCACCAGCCUUCCCAUAGUGCAGAGUGGGCGUGGAAGGAUACCAAUAGUAGCUCAAAACUCAGAAGAAGAGAGUCCACUUAGCCCCGUGGGGCAGCCAAUGGGGAUGGCUCGUGCAUCCGCUGGACCUCUUCCACCCAUCUCAGCUGACUCCAGGGAUCAGUUUGGGUCAUGCCUGUCCCUACAAGACCCCCAACAGCAGCAGCAGCAGUAUAUCAGGGAGGAGCCCACUAGAGGGAGGGGCUCUGUGCUCCUGGAUGAUCUUCAGGGCACCAUGUCAGAUAGUGAAGCGUUAAGUGAACAUCCAAUGACUGUGAGCAGUGGCGACACAACCCAUGCAUAUCACCUAAGACGAGAAGAAACAGACUGGUUUGAGAAACCUCGAGAUGGACGACCAGACGGAGUGGAUAAGAGACAGGGAAAAGGCCCCUAUUACCCCUUCCCUCACCUCAGGGUUAAACUACAGAGAGAUCCCAAGGACCGCACUGUCUCAGGAAAUGGUCUGGGUAUCCGCAUAGUUGGAGGUAAAGAAGUUCCUAAUAGUAAUGGGGACAUUGGAGCAUACGUUGCCAAAGUCUUACCAGGUGGAGCAGCAGAACAAACUGGAAAAAUUCUUGAAGGAAUGCAAGUCCUGGAGUGGAAUGGUGUGUUCCUGACAGGGAAAACCUAUGAAGAGGUGCAAGGACUUGUUGGUCAGCCUUGUAAUGAGGCGGAAGUGUGUGUAAGACUAGAUCUUAAUAUGCUUGCUGAGUCAGAGACGUCUCAGAACUUGGAUUUCCAGGAACACAGUAGAAGUGAGCGACCUCCCAGGUCUCCAGGCGUUGACCCUAAGCAGCUGGCCGCUGAGCUGCAAAAGGUGUCACAGCAGCAGGCCCCCUCUGCUCUGCCCCCCACCACCUCUGCCAUAUCCAGCCCAGCCCAGCCAGGAUCUCCGUCUGUCGGCAAGAAGCGCCAUAGCAGCAAGAGUGCAGAGGGAGCAAAGACUCAUUCACACCCCAUCUCUGGAGAGAUACAGCUUCAAAUCCACUAUGACAAACAGCUGGGAAAUCUGAUCGUUCAUGUCCUGCAGGCCCGAAACCUUGCCCCACGGGACAACAAUGGCUACUCUGACCCAUUUGUCAAAGUGUAUCUUCUUCCAGGGAGAGGUCAGGUCAUGGUUGUCCAGAAUGCCAGUGCUGAAAACAAGAGGAGGUCCAAACCCGCUGGCAAGAGCAUCAACCCUGAGUGGAACCAGACUGUGAUCUACAAAAACAUCCAUCUGGAGCAGCUGAAAAAGAAGACUCUGGAGGUCAGUGUGUGGGACUAUGACAAGUGCUCAUCCAAUGAUUUUCUUGGAGAGGUUCUUAUUGACCUCUCCAAUACAUCUCAACUGGACAACGUACCCCGAUGGCUUUCUCUGAAGGAACAGAGUGAAGGGGACCACCACAGACGAUCUCACUCAGGACAAAGUCGGCACAGCUCCAAAACCUCUUCACAGCAUUCCUCACCAAAAACUGGUUCAACGCACGAUAUCCAGGAUUCACCUAAAUCAUCUGUCACCAAGAGUCGCAGUCAUGGUGUCUUUCCAGAUCCAGCAAAGGGAAAUAGAGGUCGUUUUUCACUGAGGCCCCAAAGGCACAGCGUAGUGGGUGUGCUCACCAUUCAGAGAGCCCAGUCCGACUGGCUGCCCACCUUGCCGCCUGUGGCCCUGAGACGCCCUCCGGAUGGCAGACAUGUGACUCUCAGGAAGGCCUGGUCAGAGGAGAGGCCCCAGAGCUGCGGAGCCCGCUCAGCCUACAGAUCUGGGGAAACUCCGGUCACAGCAGCCUCUCUGGACAGUGGGCUGAGUGGGAGUGUCUACAGCCUGCUGGAUGAAGAAGCAGAAGCCAAUGAGGUGGACAGUGCCAUUUUCCAAGUGCCCAGAUUUGGGAAAAUCCCAAAUGGCACAGACAUGGUGAAAUCUUCCAUGGGGCACAAUAAUGGUGAAGGUAAGUCUCAUGUGAUGGGGGAAAUUAAAAUUGCUCUGAAGAAGGAGGUUAAAACUGAAGGUGACCAUCUGGUCUUGGAAAUUCUUCAAUGUCGCAAUAUCACCUAUAAAUUCAAAACUCCGGACCACCUGCCAGACCUUUAUGUGAAGCUGUAUGUAGUCAACAUUGCUACUCAGAAAAGGAUCAUAAAGAAGAAGACCAGAGUGUGCCGCCAUGACCGAGAGCCAUCUUUCAAUGAGACCUUCCGCUUCUGCAUGAACCCCACAGGCCAUGCCCUACAGUUGUUCCUGGUAUCUAAUGGAGGCAAGUUUGUGAAGAAGACCCUAAUCGGUGAGGCCUACGUGUGGUUGGACAAAGUGGAUCUACGUAAACGGGUGGUGAGCUGGCACAAGCUGCACGCUAGUACUGCCCAAAUCCACUCAUAG
Boleophthalmus pectinirostris (great blue-spotted mudskipper) is the source of this 12030-nucleotide messenger RNA. It is a transcript of the gene pcloa, whose product is annotated as piccolo presynaptic cytomatrix protein a. The coding region runs from base 1 to 12030 and encodes 4009 amino acids. Gene Ontology annotation, biological process: presynaptic active zone assembly; protein localization to synapse. Gene Ontology annotation, cellular component: GABA-ergic synapse; axon; membrane. The record is from RefSeq and is a predicted model, not a curated record. Lineage: Eukaryota; Metazoa; Chordata; Actinopteri; Gobiiformes; Gobiidae. Gene Ontology annotation, molecular function: metal ion binding; protein binding; structural constituent of presynaptic active zone. The transcript is spliced from 26 exons.